UUUGUACAUUCUUCUGUGCUUCUUCGUAUUGCAGGGCUUAACUUUUCUUCUUCAUGGUCUGAGUAAAUUCACAAGAAUACAGAAUGACAAUCAGCGAUCAAUUUGACGUCACGAAUUCAGAUAUUCUUCAUGGAUAUCAAAAAGAGAUGGGAGGACCUUAAAAUUGAUAUCUUGGUGAAGAUACUCCAGGCCUCUGACUUUUUCGAGAUGAUUUUUGUUGUUUCUCAAGUUUGUCGUUCGUGGCGGUUGGCCUGUUCUAAUCAAGAUCUCUGGAAAACGCUGGAUUUGUCAGUCCUUCAAUCAAAUUUCAUUAGAACUCAAAUUGAGCUGUAUGUGUAUGUCCACAGUCAGUCUGAUGAAAGAUUGACCUGCGUCCUAAAUAUUUGCCUGAACCUCAGUCGUGGAAACAUACUAACAUUGAUCUUCCAUUACAAUUUGUAUGUUAACGGCAAUCAGUUGGCUUAGACUGCUGAGAGGUGUCCACGUUUAGUUAUGCCUGCUUGGAACAGAAUAACAAGGACAGGAAUAUGCAGCACUUUUCGUAGAUGGGAAGAUCUUGAAUCGUUGACAAUGCCUAGUAUACUAAAUCCUGCAUCUGUCAUCCAGGAAAUUGGAAGGAGUUGCAGAAAUUUCGCUGAGCUAAAGAUUAUGGGGCCCUGUGAUAUGCGCUUUGCAACUGCACUGGUAUCAUAUCUUCCAAACUUGAAAGUGUUGAGUGUAACGUGCACUGCGUUAUCUAAACCUUUCUUGGUUAUUAUCUUGGAGGGGUUAAAAAAGUUGGAAGUGCUGAACAUAUCUCAUUGCGUAAUUACUAAAGCCCCUCCACCCUCGAUGAGAAUUCUGACCAAGCUUGAUGGCUCAAUUAUUGAAAAAGCAUCUAGGUUAUGAAAUUUCCUAACCUGCAUGAGUGACUCGUGCAUCAUGUGUGAGCUCACUCGAAAUGAUAAAGGACUGAUGAAGUGGUAUAAAUAUGAAGACCUCUGGACAGUGGAUGAGGUGGAAUCUCUUGCGAUUUGAUAAGUUUAAGAAUGUAUUGCUUCAUGAGUUAAUGGUCUGGAUAAACCAUAAAUCAGCUUCCUGUUUGAUACAUUGUGUAUUUUAAUGUAACGUAGUGCUACCUGUGUGUUUUAUUGUUGGACUGUUUUUAAGUCUAUUAUCUUUGACAAGGAUGC
Molecule: messenger RNA, 1172 nt
Organism: Capsicum annuum
Lineage: Eukaryota; Viridiplantae; Streptophyta; Magnoliopsida; Solanales; Solanaceae
Product: F-box/LRR-repeat protein At3g48880
Molecular function (GO): protein binding
Source: RefSeq, a predicted model, not a curated record